AUUUAUAUUCAACCACAUUAAAAAAAACAAAAAACAGAACAAGAAGCAAAUCUGAAGAAACAUAGUAUCAUCCAAAAACAAAAACAAAAACCCUUUGUUGGGUUUGAAACUUUGAAGCUUCCGACAAGAGUUGUUGAUCUACGCCUCAUGGCUUCUCCGCGUGCUGUUGAAAACACAGAGAAUAGUUUGGAGAAGAUCAAGCGUCAGCUAGCUUCUGCUUCUGGUAGAAACCUGUUGCAGGGUCCACUUCUUAAGAGAUCCGAAACUCUGAGGAAAUGGAACGAACGUUGGGUGAUCUUGGAUCCAACAACUGGGAAAAUGGAAUACAAGUUAAGAAGAAAUGAGCCAACUGUUAAGGGAACUAUUCUAUUUGAUGCAAAUAGCACCAUUACUGUAUCUCCUGUGAAUUUCAAUGGGCUACCGAAGUAUGACGGAUGCUGCAUUUAUAUCGGGACACCACAGAAAAAGGAUUACUUCCUAUGCGCAGAGACUCCUGGUGCAGCUCGAGCAUGGGUGUCAACGUUGCAUGCCACUCAGUUGGUUCUAAAAGCUCAUAAAGAAGCUGUGAAUUCCUUAAGUGGGAAUGGUUCUACAAAAUUAGGAACUGUUGCAACUGUUGUUGCUGCAGCCAACUCCACAGCCUCGGAAUGUUCUAAAGAAAUUGAAGCGGCAAUGCAGAUUUCUUUGCGAAAUGCUCUUGGAAUGAUGCCAAAUAGGACUACUGAUGGUCCUAUGGAUGAUUUAACAAUCAUGAAGGAAACACUAAGAGUUAAGGAUGAGGAGCUACAGAAUUUGGCUCGAGACCUUCGCGCACGUGAUUCAACUAUAACAGAAAUAGCGGAUAAAUUAUCUGAGACUGCCGAAGCCGCUGAGGCAGCAGCAUCUGCUGCUUAUACUAUGGAUGAGCAACGGAGAAUUGUUUGUGCAGAAAUUGAGCGUUUGAGAAAAGAUUCUGAGAAGCAGCAGCAGGUGUAUGCACAGAAGCUAAAGGAGUACAAAGAAAAAAUUACAUGCUUAAGCAAAGAAAGAGAGCAAUUAACCGAUCAGAGAGAUGCUGCUAUUAAGGAGGCAAAUAUGUGGCGUACUGAACUUGGAAAAGCUAGAGAGCAUGAUGUGAUCUUAGAAGCAACUGUAGUAAGAGCGGAAGAGAAGGUCAGGGUUGCUGAGGCCAAUGCUGAAGCUAGGAUAAAGGAAUCUGUACAGAGAGAAUCAGUGGCAACAAAAGAGAAGCAGGAACUUCUUGCAUAUGUUAACAUGCUAAAAGCACAACUUCAAAGGCAACACAUUGAUGCAACUCAAGUUGUGGAGAAGACAGAGUCAUGCUCAGAUACAAAGCAUGUUGAUCCCACUGAAGAAAAUGUGGAUAAAGCAUGCCUAAGUGUUUCUAGAGCAAACCCUAUCCCUGCAGAGAAUGUAGUUCACAUGGCAACAGACCAGGUAAACAACAUUCAGCCAGUUGGGGACAAUGAAUGGAGUGAUAUUCAGGCGACGGAGGCAAGGAUAUCCGAUGUAAGGGAAGUAGCAACGCCAGAAACUGAUGGAAGCAGCUUGGAUAUUCCAGUGGUUAGCCAGCCAGGUAUCAAUCAUCACCACGAACAAGGAUCAAACUCUUUCAAUCAGCCCUGAUGAUAAUAACCAAACAUGUACAAGAUAGCAAAAUUUUCAAUAUUAGAGAAUGUAAUUAUAUACCAUUUUGUUGAUUGAGUGUGUAAACUUAAUUGAUUUUUCAUUUCAUCAGUUGCUUAAUUAAACUGUGUUAUAAUUACCCUAGAAGGGAGUACCUUUUUCUGACAAAAAUGUAAUACAACAAGAAACUUUUAACAACAGUAAAAAUCUCAUAUGAGCUUUCUUGA
Molecule: messenger RNA, 1853 nt
Organism: Medicago truncatula (barrel medic)
Lineage: Eukaryota; Viridiplantae; Streptophyta; Magnoliopsida; Fabales; Fabaceae
Product: switch-associated protein 70
Exons: 10
Coding region: 148-1626 (492 amino acids)
Biological process (GO): receptor recycling; endosome organization; retrograde transport, endosome to Golgi
Cellular component (GO): trans-Golgi network; recycling endosome; early endosome
Source: RefSeq, a predicted model, not a curated record